AUGGGGAAGGGCAAAGCUAAGGUUGUCCCUCAGGAAAGGAGGGACUUCAGGUUGGACCGCAUUAUCAACAGUAAUAGGCCGAGGAGAGAUUACUUGGAACAGUCUGGUUACACUGGGGCACCAGCGGUCCAUGCUGUGUUCCGAGAACCACUACACAAGAUCCUAGAGAAGGUAAAGGACGAACCGUUCUUUCAAUGGCCUAACAGGAUGGCAGGUGACCCCUCGAAACGUAAUCAGAAUCUAUAUUGCGCGUACCACCAAGAGCCAGGUCACACCACCGAUGAUUGCAAGAAUCUGAAAAACCAUUUGGAUCGGCUUGUCCGAGAAAGGAAGUUGAGGCAUCUGUUACAUCGCCCUGAAGGAUGGCAGGAACAGUCAAAUAUCGAAACCAGACAAAGUACAUUGAGGCCACCCAUUGGCAUAAUAAAUGUCAUUCUUGCCGCACCUAGUAGGACAGGUUCCAGCCCUUUCAGGGUAAUGUCAGUGGGCAGGUUCCCGACUGAGCCGGACGAUAGGGAAUCCAAGAGAGCCAGAGUAAUUGCCACGCCCUUAAUCGGGUUCUCGGAUAAGGACAAACAAGGAACCUUCAACCCCACAAUGAUGCCCUAG
Molecule: messenger RNA, 609 nt
Organism: Quercus lobata
Lineage: Eukaryota; Viridiplantae; Streptophyta; Magnoliopsida; Fagales; Fagaceae
Exons: 1
Coding region: 1-609 (202 amino acids)
Source: RefSeq, a predicted model, not a curated record